Rattus norvegicus (Norway rat) is the source of this 4103-nucleotide messenger RNA. It is a transcript of the gene Arhgap44, whose product is annotated as Rho GTPase activating protein 44. Gene Ontology annotation, biological process: negative regulation of Rac protein signal transduction; regulation of dendritic spine morphogenesis; signal transduction. Gene Ontology annotation, molecular function: GTPase activator activity; small GTPase binding; phospholipid binding. NCBI's taxonomy places the organism in Eukaryota, Metazoa, Chordata, Mammalia, Rodentia, Muridae. The record is from RefSeq and is a predicted model, not a curated record. Gene Ontology annotation, cellular component: glutamatergic synapse; dendritic spine; cytoplasm.
CACAGGCGCACGGGGACCACCCGGCCAGCUGGCUAGCCAGCCUGCGGAGACUCCCCGGUUCGCUCGCCAGGCUGAGGCUGGGGGCUGCAGCCGGGGCUGACGGCCGGGUGCCUAGGGAGGCUCCGGGUGUGGCACAGAGAAGGAUGCGGCGGGCGGACUAGGUGGAGGUGCUCUCUGGAGGCUGGGCGCGGGCCAGGCGGCUCCCCAGGCUCCGCAGUGCCGCCGCCGUCGCCCGGGAGGCUGGGCGCGGGAGCCAUGUAACCCUGCGGCGGGCUCCGGGCAGCUCCGUCUUUCCCCAGCUCCCGGGCUAGCGCGGCAGCGGGGCCACGAUGAAGAAGCAGUUUAACCGUAUGCGCCAGUUGGCCAACCAGACGGUGGGCAGGGCAGAAAAGACUGAAGUUCUGAGCGAAGACCUUCUCCAGGUGGAGAAGCGCCUAGAGCUGGUGAAACAGGUGUCCCACAGCACACACAAGAAGCUCACCGCUUGUCUGCAGGGUCAGCAAGGAGCAGAGGCUGACAAGCGCUCAAAAAAGCUGCCUUUGACGACACUGGCCCAGUGCCUGAUGGAGGGGUCUGCGAUCCUGGGAGAUGACACACUUCUCGGGAAGAUGCUGAAGCUCUGUGGAGAGACGGAGGACGAGCUAGCUCAGGAGCUGAUCCACUUUGAGCUGCGAGUGGAGAGGGAUGUGAUCGAGCCCCUGUUCCUGCUGGCGGAGGUGGAGAUUCCAAAUAUUCAAAAGCAAAGGAAACAUUUAGCAAAGCUGGUGCUUGACAUGGAUUCUUCCCGGACCAGGUGGCAGCAGACUUCCAAGUCUUCAGGGCUUUCCAGCAGCCUUCAGCCUGCGGGUGCCAAAGCCGAUGCCCUCAGGGAGGAGAUGGAGGAAGCUGCCAAUAGAGUGGAGAUUUGCCGGGACCAGCUUUCCGCUGACAUGUACAGUUUUGUGGCCAAAGAAAUUGACUAUGCAAACUACUUUCAAACGCUAAUAGAAGUGCAAGCUGAGUACCACAGGAAGUCGCUGACACUGCUGCAGGCUGUGUUGCCUCAGAUCAAAGCACAGCAGGAGGCCUGGGUGGAGAAGCCUUCCUUUGGGAAGCCCCUGGAGGAGCACCUGAUGAUCAGCGGCCGUGAGAUCGCCUUCCCUAUCGAGGCGUGUGUGACGAUGCUGCUGGAGUGUGGGAUGCAGGAGGAGGGCCUCUUCCGGGUAGCCCCCUCAGCCUCCAAGCUGAAGAAGCUGAAAGCUGCCCUGGACUGCUGUGUGGUGGAUGUCCAGGAGUAUUCAGCAGACCCCCAUGCCAUAGCAGGGGCUUUGAAGUCUUAUCUCCGAGAGUUGCCAGAGCCUCUUAUGACCUUUGAACUCUAUGAUGAAUGGAUCCAGGCUUCUAAUAUCCAGGAGCAAGACAAGAGACUUCAGGCUCUCUGGAAUGCUUGUGAGAAGUUGCCCAAGGCCAACCACAACAACAUCCGAUACUUGAUCAAAUUUUUAUCAAAACUGUCUGAAUAUCAGGAUGUAAACAAGAUGACUCCCAGUAACAUGGCAAUCGUCCUGGGACCCAACCUCCUUUGGCCACAGUCAGAGGGGAACAUCACCGAGAUGAUGACCACAGUUUCCCUGCAGAUCGUUGGCAUCAUUGAGCCUAUUAUUCAGCAUGCAGACUGGUUCUUCCCUGGGGAGAUAGAGUUCAACAUCACAGGCAGUUAUGGGAGUCCGGUCCACGUGAACCACAAUGCCAACUAUAGCUCAAUGCCCUCCCCAGACAUGGACCCUGCUGACCGGCGCCAGCCAGAGCAGGCCCGCCGGCCCCUCAGUGUUGCCACAGACAACAUGAUGCUGGAGUUUUACAAGAAGGAUGGCAUGGGUGUGAGGGUCAUGGACACAUCUUGGGUGGCACGAAGAGGCUCCUCUGCUGGUCGGAAAGCAGCCUGCGCCCCGCCUUCCAUGCAGCCUCCUGCCCCACCCUCCGAGCUGGCUGCGCCCCUGCCUUCACCCCUGCCGGAGCAGGUCCCAGACAGCCCCGCCACUCCAGCUCCUGCGCUCUCUCCGUCAGGUGCCAGCCUGCAGCCCACCCCCGAGCGCCCCAGUGUGUCUAAAAGCAAGGAACUGUCACCAGGGUCUGGGCAGAAAGGAAGUCCAGGUUCCAUCCAGGGGACAACCUGCCCAGGGACGCAACUGGGGCCACAGCCGGCUGCCAGCCCCAGCCAGCUUCCUGCAGACCAGAGUCCGCAUACCCUCCGGAAAGUUUCAAAGAAGUUGGCACCAAUUCCUCCCAAGGUCCCCUUUGUGCAGCCAGGGACUGUUUCUGAUCAGCCCACUGGCCAGCCAUCCCCAGUCAGCCUGUCUCCUACUCCACCAAGCACCCCAUCACCCUAUGGACUGAGCUACCCUCCGGGGUACUCCAUGGCCUCUGGCCAGCUUUCUCCUGCCUCAGCUCCUCCCCUGGCCUCCCCCUCUGUCUUUACAAGCACUUUAGCCAAAUCUCGGCCCACCCCUAAGCCCCGACAGAGGCCCACCCUACCGCCUCCUCAGCCUCCCAGUGUCAGCCUGUCGGCUUCAAGUCCACAGUCCACAGAGCACCCCAUGUUAGACGGCAUGUCGCCGGGGGAAAGCAUGUCUACAGAUCUUGUCCACUUUGAUGUCCCCUCCAUCCACAUAGAGCUGGGGUCAACGCUCCGCCUGAGCCCCCUGGAACAUGCACGGCGGCACUCAGUGACUGACAAGAGGGACUCAGAAGAGGAGUCUGAGAGUACAGCCCUUUGAUGUGACGCACCCCAACAUGUGUGCAUACAUCCAUGGCCCCCCCUAACACGUGUGCAUACAUCCAUGGCCCCCCAACACAUGUGCAUACAUCCAUGGGCCCAGACACCACCCAGGGCAGCGCCUCCUAGCCUGCCAAGGAUUUUCCAUCAGCCCUUUGCUAUCAUGCCCAACACCAGGGUGGAGUUGGGUAGAGGAAGAGCUCUCCUGUCCAUGUGGCCAGUGUUGGUGGUGCAGAUUCUGUUUGUUCAUUUUGGGUGAUGAAUUCCAGCCUUUUUUUUGACCUUUGCCUUUUGACUUUGUGCCUAUCUUGAUCCCUCUUUGGCCUCUAUGGCAAGCAGCAUCCACCUCUCCAUUCAAGGGCUUGUCAGAAUGGCCUUUGCAGGAUGAGGGUACAAGAGAGUCCCCUUACUGCCUCGACUGGGACAUCAGGUCCUGCAGCAUCACCAUAACAGCCAGAGGGGAAGCAAGACAGGAAGAGACCCUUUUACUAGGGCAAGAGAUGUCCUGAUCAUUGUCUGUCCUCUGCCUGCUGCCAGGGUCCCAGCCAACCAGAAAGACCAUUCAGGCUACCCUUAAUCACAGCUCCCAAGUAAACGCUUAAUACACCUACUUCUGACAGCUUUACUUCCUCUGUGCGAUGAAGGCUUCCUUUAGUCCAUGCUGACAAUCUAAAUUGAGGAUUUGAACAUAGAUGGCCCUACAUAGGUCUCCGUGUUCCCCAAACACAUUAGGUAUCCUAGAGCACUUUCCCAUCAGGCACCCACCUCGGUAGGUGUGUGGGGCCUGGCACUCCUCUUCUGGAGGUUCCAGCUCACUAGCAAUAAUUCUGUUUCCCAAGGCAGGUAGAGGGGGUGGUCCGAGGCCCACAGCGUGGCCUGCGUUGCUAACCAGCAGACCCUGCUCAUCCUUCUCACCAUGUCCCAUGCAGCCCUGGAGCAAGGGCGCAGGAAGCCUGUUCACACUUUGGGAUUAAGGGAAUAGAACAAAUCUGGGCCAUGCAUGCAGUCAAAGUUUAAAGUUUGUUCUUCUGAAAAUAGAUAUACCUAUACAUGAUAUAUUUGUAUAUAUGAAAUCUAUAUUUGUUUAAUUUGAGCCAUUCAAUCUAAACCUAUGUACAGGUGUACAAUGAAAAAUUCUAAAUGCUUAGUUAUUUUUCCCAGCAGCGUGAACUCACCCUUCUCCGAGAGUGGGAUCUGCAGACUUGAAGUUACAGCUUUGCUCACUUCCUGGCAAGGGCAGUCCACUCCCCAAGUCUGUAACAGAGCCUGGGGGUUGAAGGUUGUCUUUACAUAUAUGUACAAACUGUUGUCAAGAGCAAUGUUAUUAAAAUAGAUUUAUUAACCCUGA